CUUUUAGAUGACAACAGCACAUCGGCCCACUUUCCACCCUGCCCGCGGUGGCACGGGCAGGACUGAGGGAGAUCUCUCGAAGUUGUCGCAGCAGUAUUCUUCGAAAGAUAUGCCUUCGCACACCAAGUUAAAAUACAGACAGACGGGUCAAGGAACUGAGGAGGAGCUCAGAAGAAAAGAUUUGCGACGAGAGCUGGAAGAGAAAGAGAAGAUGGUUUCACGCGAACGGCGCAGUCGUGAUUCCGGUGCCUCAGCGUCGAGCAGUAAAAGAGCGAGGCUUGAAGAGAUUACUCAUGCUGGAGUCGAUGCUGAUGAGCCUCUCGAUGAGCCCGAUUCUUCGGAUGACGAUUCCGAUGAAGAUGACACUGCAGCACUGAUGGCCGAGCUGGAAAGGAUCAAGAAAGAACGUGCAGCGGAGAAAGCUGCGAGAGAAGAAGAGGAGCGGAAACAGGAGGAGAAGAUCCGCAUGGAAAAUAUUCUGGCUGGAAAUCCCUUGUUGAACCUGAAUGAGCCUAGCUCCUCAUCAGCGAAUGGAGGCGAUUUCAAAGUUAAGCGAAGAUGGGAUGAUGAUGUCGUUUUCAAGAACUGUGCUAAAGGUAUUGAUGAGAGAAAGAAAGAAUCUACAUUUAUUAACGACGCAAUUCGUUCGGAGUUUCAUCGGAAGUUCAUGGAUAAAUACAUAAAAUAGUUUCUUAUGCAUUUCUGUGUUGAUCACUCCCCGUUUGAUCUUUUCCAUUGUUCAUGUUAUUCUCAUGGGUUCUAUGAAAUAAUUAUUGCACAUGAAUCUUCAACUUUU
Messenger RNA from Cylicocyclus nassatus, 796 nucleotides. NCBI's taxonomy places the organism in Eukaryota, Metazoa, Nematoda, Chromadorea, Rhabditida, Strongylidae. The record is from the annotation of a GenBank genome assembly.